Empidonax traillii (willow flycatcher) is the source of this 6022-nucleotide messenger RNA. It is a transcript of the gene INPP4B, whose product is annotated as inositol polyphosphate-4-phosphatase type II B. NCBI's taxonomy places the organism in Eukaryota, Metazoa, Chordata, Aves, Passeriformes, Tyrannidae. Gene Ontology annotation, molecular function: phosphatidylinositol-3,4-bisphosphate 4-phosphatase activity. Bases 1 to 3162 code for a protein of 1053 amino acids. The transcript is spliced from 26 exons. Gene Ontology annotation, cellular component: cytoplasm. The record is from RefSeq and is a predicted model, not a curated record.
AUGAGGUUCAAUGCUAAACAUCUGGCUUUGCUGGCCAGGCAACCAUCAGGUUGUUUUGACAAGGAAGGAAAACUGAAGAUUUGCAGAGUGGUUGGGGAUGAAAAAUUAAUAGAACCGAGGGAGAGAUGGUGCCGACUGAAAGGAAAUCUGCUUUUUCUAAUGAAAAAUAAGAGCUCUGAUGCCUCUGAAGUGGUAAUCCUGGAGCACUGCUGGGUUGUGGAGUUCAGGAGUAAAGCAGAUGUUUCAAUAGUUCUCAAAUUUGAGAGUGGAGAGCCGGAUCUUUACCUCGAAGCUGCAUCAAAGCCAGAUUGUGAGUCUUGGGCUGUGGCGCUGGGAGAGGCGAACUUGGAAGGUUUGCGGAAUAAAAUUCAGCAGCUCCGGAGGUUGAUCAUGGAAAUCAAAGAGGAGAGAUCAUCAGAUGAAGCACGGCAGUUUCUCCCUCCAUCCCAAGUAGACAGCCUAGGAGAGCCUCAGUUUACAAGUAUUCAGAGAAUUGCAAAUGAGCCAAAGCUGGAGUUCAGUCUUGCAUGCAAGGAUCUAGUGGCUGCUACCCGUGAUCGGAAGUUGAAUACGUUUAUACAAGUCUCAGUGGUGCAUCCAGCAGAGCACAUUUUGACGCGGUAUUCAAGCACUGAAAUCGUGGAGGGUACAAGAGAUCCACUGUUUUUGACUGGUGUGACAUUCCCACCGGAAUACCCCAUCUAUGAGGAGACUAAAAUAAAACUGACGGUCUAUGAUGUCAAAGACAAAUCUCAAGACACGGUCCGCACCAGUGUCCUACCUGAUCACAAGGAACCAAGAGCAGAUGUUGGGAGAAGCUUCCUGGGCUGUGCAACUUUUAGAGUAGGAGAUCUGGUAAAGUCAAAGGAGCAACAGUUGACCCUUACCCUCAGAACUUCUGAUGGUGGAAAGGCAGUUGGUACCAUCGAAGUCAAUCUUGUGAAGAUGGGAGAGCUGGAGGAUGGGGAAACAGACCACAUCACAACAGAUACCCAGGAUCAAAAGUGUGCAUUGGUUCGUGAAUGUACGGCCGGUGAAGGCAUAAGUGGGAAAGACAACCUGCCUUCAUUAAAUGCAGUGCUAAAAAACCCAAUCUGUAAGUUAUAUAGAUUCCCUACUUCUGACAACAAGUGGAUGCGAAUCCGGGAACAGAUGGCUGAGACCACCCUCUCUUUCCAUGUUCCUAAAGAACUAAUAAAUCUGCACAUAAAGGAGGAUAUGAGAAGGAAUCAGGAACUUAAAGACCUGGGAGAACUUGCUCCUCACUGGGACAACAUGCGCAAAAGUGUAAUUGCUCACUGUGAUCAGAUGUUGAGCAUGUACCAGGAUACCCUUGCAGAGCUUGGGAAGCACACAGGUUCUUCCUUCAAAUCAAGCUGUAGCAAAGGAGAAAAAACACUAGAAUUCAUCCCAAUAAAUCUUCAUCUGCAAAGAAUGCAUGUGCAUAGUCCUCGAUUGAAAGAUGCUCUGUAUGAUGUCAUCACCGUGGGAGCCCCAGCAGCGCAUUUCCAAGGAUUUAAGAAUGGUGGUCUCCGGAAACUGCUGAGUAAAUUUGAGGCAGAAAGAAGAAAUACUGGAUACCAGUGUAUUUACUAUUCACCUGAAAACACAGCCAAGGCAAAGGAAGUUCUCAGCAACAUCAAUCAUCUACAACCUCUUAUAUCAAGCCAUGCAGACCUGCUGCUUAGUUCUGCAAGCCAGCGUUCCCCAGACAGCUUGAAGAAUUCUUUAAAGAUGCUUUCAGAAAAGACGGAGUUAUUUGUGCAUGCAUUCAAGGAUCAACUGGUCAGAAGUGCCCUUUUAGCACUGUACACAGCCCGGCCUGGCUGUGUCCUCAAGAAACCAGCUGUGCCUAGAAACAGUGCAGAAGAAGGGGGUGAUUCACAGCACCAGGAUCAUCCUUCUCAGAUUAAAAGGCAGGACUCUAUACCACAUCAUUCUGAGUAUGAUGAAGAAGAGUGGGACAGGGUGUGGGCCAACGUGGCAAAGAGUUUAAACUGUGUUAUUGCCAUGGUGGACAGACUGCUUGAAAAAGACAACAUCAGCAGCAUUAAAGAGGAUCAAAAUGACCCUUCAGCAGCAGACUGCAAGGUGUUGCAUACAGGUGGUGACUGGUACGAACAACUUUAUCCGCUGGUGAUUACGCUGAAGGACUGCAUGGGAGAGGUGGUGACCAGGGCAAAGCAGUCGAUGGCCUUUGUUCUGCUCCAGGAACUUGCCUGUGGUUUGCCACAAUGUUUGAUGCUGACCCUAAGGAGAGACAUCGUCUUUAGUCAAGCACUUGCUGGAUUGGUCUGUGGGUUUAUAAUCAAAUUGCACACAGGUUUACAUGAUCAAGGAUUUUUACAACAGCUUCAUACUGUUGGAUUGCUCGUGCAAUAUGAAGGACUCCUUAGUACAUACAGUGAAGAAGCAGGGAUGCUGGAAGACAUGGCUGUGGGCAUUUCAGAUUUGCAGAAAGUAAUGUUUAAAGUCAUUGAAGCCAAAUCAGAAGAUUUUUUGCCUAUUAUAACUGGCAGACGUGAACAUUACAUUAUAGAGGUCCAGCUUCCAGCAAAGAUGUUUGAGUUGCUGCCACAAGAGAUUAAAGAAGGAAAACUUCUUCGCAUGUACCCAGUACUCUUUAAUGUUGGAAUCAAUGAACAGCAAACACUCGCAGAGAGGUUUGGAGAUACCACUUUACAGGAAAACAUUAACCAGGAAAACUUAGAACUCCUCAAAGAAUAUUACAAGCUAUUUACGGAAAAAAUGCCUCCUGAUUGUCUACCACAUUUUCAAGAACAAAAUGAUUUAAAGGGAUUGCUAGAAAAUCUCCAUCAAAAUAUCCAGGCCAAAAGGAGAAAGAAUGUAGAAAUCAUGUGGCUGGCUGCGACGAUUUGCCGGAAGCUGAACGGCGUCCGCUUCACCUGUUGCAAAAGUGCCAAAGACCGGACGUCCAUGUCGGUGACGCUGGAGCAGUGCUCCAUCUUGAGGGACGAACACCAGCUUCACAAGGACUUCUUCAUCCGGGCUCUGGAUUGCAUGAGAAGAGAAGGAUGCCGCAUAGAGAAUGUACUGAAGAAUGUCAAAUGCAGAAAGUAUGCAUUCAACAUGAUACAGCUGAUGGCUUUCCCAAAGUACUACAGACCUCCAGAAGGGACAUAUGGAAAGGCUGACACCUAAGUUUAACAAAAAUGUAAUCAGGAACAUACAUCAUGCUCAUUAGUGAAUAUAACAACCGCUGUUUAUGACUUAUUAAUUGGGAAUGUAUAACCAGCUGAGGUGUUAUUUUUACCGGGUUUUAUCAUUUUACAUUAAAAUAACUCUGGUUAGUCAUUAUGAACUAAAAUACCGUUAAAAAGCAAUGGACUGGAUAUUCUCAAAAUCAAAUAUAUUCAACUCAUUUUUGUGAAGUUGAAGCUCAGUAUGACUCAUAAGCCAGCUGGAAUUAGUUUUUUGAGUCAUUUGAUGAAGAUUAAGAAGGGAAAUGGCAUUUGCUCUAGGAACUGAGGUUAGCAAUCUGGAAGGUGGCAUUCUGACUCCAAACCAAAACCUGAUAUUUGAUUUAAGGGGUCUCUAACUGCUGGAAACAGUGUUUUCUGGAACCAGCAGAGCACUGAGGUCUUGAUCACUAAUUAAAUCCUUCACAGAAAUGUUUAUGAAAGAUGCUAAUGUUAAUAUCUGGGAUAAAUAUAAUUUUGGUAAUUACAUUUAGCUUCUUUACAUAAUAUGUUUUUAGUAAUUGCAGCCUGUAAUUUCAGUAAUUCCAUUCUGAUUCCCUGCAGUUCAUUUGGAUGUAUCAUUCUUGACUUUCUGUACCACAGCCAAAUACCACUUAUUUCACUUUCAGAUAAAUCACACUGAAAUCAAGGGGAUUAAUUCUACAAGUAAGGUGACCUGAAUUUGACCUCCCAUUUACUGUAAACCCUUAAAAGUAAAUUUUCUUUAGUAGUAGGGAAAAUGGGUUGUAUGUACAGGAGUUAUAUCUUUAGGCUAUAAAAACAUGUAUGUUAUUACAGAAUCUAAAAUAAAUGUUGUAUUUAUGAGUAAACUGCUGUAUUAGGACUAGUUAGCCACUGCAGAUGAUUUAUAUCAGAUUUGUAAUGCUGCAGGUAGACACUCUAGGAUGAAGAACUAUCAGCUUUAAAAAUUAAUGUUAAUGCUCUGUGAGUUUCUGUUAGUCCUGAAAUUUGUCUUGCAAAGAACAUUUGUGUUUUCUAAUUGUUUCUAUUUAUUACCUCCUUCAGACUUCCAGAGAGACAUACAGGUUAAAACCCCCAAGAAUUCACUGACUCCAAGUAUUACUGACCCUUAUGUCAUUACAUUCAUUUUCAUAUCUAGAGCAGAAGUAUGAGAAAUUUAUCCUAAUGAAACUGCCCUGGGAAUUUGAGCAUCUGUAGGAAAUUGUAAUUGCCAUGGAUAAAGAAGUUAAUGUUUCCUUGCUCCUAUGGAAGUCAAAGAAAUCUUGAUACACCAUGAGUUAUAAUUUGUUCUUUUUAAUCCAUUAAUGCCCAUUACUGGGUAUAAAUCUGUUACUAUAGUAGUAAGAAUUUAAGAGCUCAUUUCUGCAAAUUCUAUUUGGGUGAUCACAUGGAAAUGGUCUAUCAUAUGGCUAAAAUUAAAUCCAUUUUUUAUAUAUGCAAGAUCAGGCUUUGGGGCUUGUAGGAAAACAUCUGAAAGAGAUCCUUGUUCUACUAAUUUAUGACUUCAGUGGAGCCAGAAAUUCACCUAUACAGUAUAUUAACUAAUUGGAACUUUUUUUUUAUCAAAGUAAAGUAGGCAAUGUAAAUAGUGUUUUGUUGCAUUAGUUUUUUUAUUUCUAUUAUAUAAUGUACUGUCACUAAUUACUUCCUUGUUCUCAUAAUGUAUUACUUCAGUAUCUGUCAGAAGAGUUAGCAUUGCAUCAGAGAUAAGCUCAGACAGAGGAGAACAUAAUGCCUUGAAUUUUUCUUGUCAUGUACCAGUAGAAGUGAGCAAUACAUAUAUGGAUGACUGGAUGUGUGCAUAAAUUAGCGUUUGGGUCUUUAACUAUAACUUAGCUGAUCUGUACAAAACUUCUUUGUGGAUUUACGGAACGUAAAGCUUCCUUAGGAAAGUAAUGUUUUGUUCUGUCAGGUUGUCUCACUAGCCCUCACUAUCUGCAUGUUUAUUAUUAGCUUAAAAAAUGCUGCAUGUGCAGUUUAGAGGUAGUGAUAAAUUCCUCAUACAUCUCUGAAGCAACCCCACAGGUGUGCAGCAGAAAAUGCCAGCCUUCCCACAGAAAUUCUGAUACAACCUGUAAAAGUCUGCGUGGGGAUGGUAUUUACUGGUUGAUACUAUGGGUAUCUUUAUCUGAGUCCCAUGGGCAUUUUGUCAAGUUCAAAAUAUGAAAUCAUCUAGAUUUUCUUAUCAGGAACAUAGUCUUUCAAGUGUUUGCCUCAGCAUUUUAACCCUACUUGGGUUCUAAAUUAUCACUACCAUGUUACUUUCUAUCGUGAAUGUGUUUUUCACAUUGAAGCCACGUUUUUGAUGAGGAAGAAGAAAAAUGGGCACGGGAUUAUUGUCCUUUUCAUUUUAACAGCCACUCACCGUAUGUUCUUUUGAAAAUAAAUAAUCUCUAAUUUGCUAAAAAUAAUUAAGAAAAAAAACCCCUAAACUCACAUCAGUGGGCUGCGGUGAAACUUCACUGUGCUUGGGCCGUUACAGAAGAGUAGGGUGGGUUUUUUGCUAAAUAAAAAUUUUCAGGCAAAUUUUUUGAUUAGAACAUCUUAUUGUAGGUGACAAGACCCUUGUGAAACCUGCUGGUGUGGUUCCAACACUUUUGGAAGAGACUUAUUGCCUUAGCGCUGAAACGGGCUCAAAUGUUUUGUUGUUCUGCCAUUGCCUGCUAGUGCAGUCCAUGAAGGCAAAGGCUGUGCCAUCAGCUGAGAUUUCAUCUGAUCAUGGAUUCAAAAUUUUUGGGUUCUCUGGUUUGCCUUUUAUGAAGGAACAAAAGGUAUUUGUUGCAGGUUGAUAGUUACAUUGCUUGGAGCAUUAGUUACAUUACUCUUUGUAGCAGCUGCUU